GAUUGGAUCAAGUGAAACAUGUGAAAAUGUGAUUGGCUGAGAUCAAACAGUGGGGAACACCACAAGCCCCUCCCUUCGGAGUUUCUGUUUCCGUGUGUGUUUCGUUUGGUUUGUCGUAGUGAAACAGUGAGAAACUUGUCAAAAAUGAAUUACACGUUUUACUGUGGGUGGCUAAAUUAAUAGGGAUGCUUGAAAUUAAAUGUAUUUUUUCCCUGUAAUUUGAAUGCCACCGUUUGAGGAAAUAAUCGCGUUCCCCUUUAUUUCUGUUCCCAUGCAAGAGAGGUUCCGCUUCAGCUUGUUUUCCGAGGAUGAAGUUCGCCGAUAUCUUGGAAAGACGUUUCGUAAAGUUGUCUGUUGUGAGCUACGUUACAUUUGCUUUUAUUUUAACCAACAACGGAAGGAUUUGUUCGGAAAGUAGCCAGUGCGGCGUGGUGAGUUCACGGUCCGACUCAGACCGAAGGAAAACACGCAUGUUAGAUAAAACCAUUUCCAGACAGUGGGCAAAAUGACAGAGUCACCUGACAGUCGGCCUAAAACGCUGAACUUUAACGUCGGGGUGCUCGGACAUGUGGACAGCGGGAAGACCUCGCUGGCCAGGGCGCUGAGCAGCACAGCCUCCACGGCCGCCUUCGACAAGAACCCGCAGUCCCGUGAAAGGGGCAUCACGCUGGACCUGGGCUUCUCCGCCUUCACCGUGGACUGUCCGGUUCACCUGCGGGACAGCGGCGGGCAGCAGCCCUACGACAGCCUGCAGUUCACCCUGGUGGACUGUCCGGGACACGCCUCUCUGAUCCGCACCAUCAUAGGAGGUGCGCAGAUCAUUGACCUGAUGAUGCUGGUGGUGGACGUGGUGAAAGGCGUGCAGACGCAGACUGCAGAGUGCCUGCUGAUAGGAGAGCUGACCUGCCCGCGCAUGGUCGUCGUCCUGAACAAGAUCGACCUCCUGCCGCCCAACAAGAGGCAAAGCGCCAUCGAGAAAAUGACCAAGAGGCUGCACAAGACGCUGGAGAGCACCAGAUUCAAGGAGUGUCCCGUGAUUGCUGUGGCAGCCAAGCCCGGAGGCCCAGAGGCCCCCGAGACAGAGGAGCCACAGGGAGUGACAGAGUUAAUUGAGCUUUUGAAGAAACAGACAUACCUCCCCAAGAGGGACCCUAAAGGUGACCUCCUCAUGGCCGUGGAUCACUGCUUCUCCAUCCGCGGUCAGGGAACGGUCAUGACUGGGACCAUCUUACAGGGGUCGCUGGCCAUUAACGAUACAGUGGAAAUCCCAGUGCUAAAGGUGACCAAGAAAAUAAAGUCGGUGCAGAUGUUUCGGAAGCCGGUGUCGGGGGCCAUGCAGGGGGACCGCGUAGGUGUGUGCGUGACACAGUUCGACCCUAAGCUGCUGGAGCGCGGUCUGGUGUGCACUCCGGGGUCCCUGCGCACGCUCUACGCAGCCGUCAUCUCUGCCAGGAAGAUCGGGUACUUUAAGGGUCCCCUCGCCACCCGAGCCAAGUUCCACAUCACAGUGGGUCACGAGACGGUCAUGGCCAAAGUGACCUUCUUCGGCCUGCCCCCUGCUGAGACCAAACCCGCUCCGCCAGAACCUUCCUCGCUGGAAACGCCCUUCACCUUUGACAGGGAGUAUUUCUACCAGGACGAGUACGUUGCCGGGCAACGGGACGGGGCUCCAGGGCCGGACCCAGAACAGUGGGCCUUAUUGGAGUUUGAGCGGCCCGUCACGUGUCCCGGGCUCUGUCUGGUGAUCGGCUCCAAGCUGGACACGGAUAUCCACGCCAACGCGUGUCGGCUAGCCUUCCAAGGCCGCCUGCUGCACGGGUUCGAAGACAAAAGCUACUGCGAGACGGCUCUGCCACGACUGCGCAUCUACAAGACCAAACACAAGGAGGGGCAGGUGGAGAGGGUGACUGACGAUUACUCUGUGAUCGGCCGCAGCCUGUUCAAAAAGGAGACCAACCUCCAGCUCUUUGUGGGCUUGAAGGUGACCCUGUCGACGGGCGAGAGCGGAGUCAUCGAGGGCGGCUUUGGCCAGAGCGGGAAGUUCAAGAUCCGUAUUCAAGAGGGUCUUCGCCCAGAGACCAAGCAGCUGUUUUCCUCCACCUCCAAGAAGAAAGGGAAGAGUGGGGGCAAAGGCGGGCCGACAGGCGAAGAGGAGCCCAAAGCGGAGUCCCAGCCUGUCAGCAUUCACCUGCAUUUCAAGAGAUACGUGUUUGAUCCCCAUAAAAAGAUGGUUCAGUCUUGACCCCUGCGUGCUCCUCUGAUUGGCAGGAAAUGGUAGAAACAGGGGAAAAAUAAAAGCUGCUUCAGAGCUCUUGGAGUUGAGGUGAAUACUCGCCCUGAGAGCUGCAUAAACUUUUUUGUUUUUUGUUGUUUUGCUGUUCUGGAAGAUGGAGUCAGUCUGCGGAUGAUUGUGGAAUGCGUGUGAAACAGAGAUUGUUUUAUCUUUCCCUAAGGAGCUCCACCUAAUCCUGUUUGCUCCACCACAAGAGGGGAAAGCUGCUCCUCUCCUUCCAGUACACGCGUUUCGUUUUAAUGAUCCAGAUCUGCUCGCUUUGCUGAAAUCU
Molecule: messenger RNA, 2564 nt
Organism: Fundulus heteroclitus (mummichog)
Lineage: Eukaryota; Metazoa; Chordata; Actinopteri; Cyprinodontiformes; Fundulidae
Gene: eefsec
Product: eukaryotic elongation factor, selenocysteine-tRNA-specific
Exons: 7
Coding region: 506-2242 (578 amino acids)
Biological process (GO): selenocysteine incorporation
Molecular function (GO): translation elongation factor activity; GTP binding; GTPase activity
Source: RefSeq, a predicted model, not a curated record